AUGGUAUGCGGCGAACUGUUCAGAUCUAAGCGGCUUCAUGUAUGUGAUUGGCUGUGGGUCAACAGUCCUCCCGCGAACGUCCCCUGUCCGCAGGUGCUGUUGUUUUUUCGUGAUGCGCUGCGUGACAGCUAGCUGUGCACCUUCCUUGAUGACAACGUGCCCUCACUGCUGCUGCUGCUGCUGUUGAGUGUGCGUGCGUGCGUGCGUGCGCUUGUCCGUGUCUGCGUCGAACCCUCAAUCCCAGCACACGAAAUCACACCACACCAGUACGGAGACAGGAAGUGAUUACUGUACACUGGGCGACGACAGCCUCUGAACGAAGU
Molecule: messenger RNA, 323 nt
Organism: Ectocarpus sp. CCAP 1310/34
Lineage: Eukaryota; Phaeophyceae; Ectocarpales; Ectocarpaceae
Source: the annotation of a GenBank genome assembly